This is a messenger RNA of Ostrea edulis (European flat oyster), 2411 nucleotides long. RefSeq names its product dynactin subunit 1-like. The coding region runs from base 137 to 1048 and encodes 303 amino acids. The record is from RefSeq and is a predicted model, not a curated record. The transcript has 8 exons. Lineage: Eukaryota; Metazoa; Mollusca; Bivalvia; Ostreida; Ostreidae.
GGUUAUAAGCAAUCAAAACCGGAAGUGCAUCAGGUGCUAUGGUGCCUAACAACAAGGACGCCAUGAGAUAAAAUGACUAUGUGAUCUCAAUAGUUUCCCCAUUUUUGUGUUUUGUCUUUAUUGGUGUAAUUGUAAUAUGUCCACUACAGAACACCAGUCUGACCUGGAUCCCUUUAUGUGUACAUGCGGUCCUUGUAAGAAAUUCUGGAAGGAUAAUUUCAAUGAUGCAUCAGAGUUGCUUCGUGAAUCCUCGUUAAGCAGGGCUCAGAAUACAGCUCCCCUUUCUUGUAAAAGCAGUGUCGUCAAAGUGGGAGAUAGAGUGGAAGUUUAUGGAAAAUAUCCAGUCCAUGGACAUCUUGCUACAGCAGCAACAGACCUCUGUAAAAUCUAUGCUGAAUCUGAGGUCUGUCAAAAAUUUCUGGGUACUGUGAAGUUUGUUGGAGUCAUCGAUGACAAUGCUAUUGCCCCAAACUUGUACGUGGGAGUUAAACUGGAUGAUAAUGUGAAUUCGGUCCACAAUGGUUUGUACAAAGGGAAACGGUACUUUCACUGUACACCUGGCCAUGGAGCGAUGGUGAAAUACACAGAGGUCAAACCACUGAAAAACCCCAGUAAAACUCCCCCCGUCAAAAACAACUACAUGUUCCCAAGCUGGGACGAGGUCAAGCAACGCAGGAAACUCAGAAAUGAAAAGCUAGCCGAGAUAUACGCCAAAGCUGGGGUUUCCCCCACCCCAUCCAUGCUCAGCGACACAUCCUCAAAAAGACCCAAGUCAGAACCGGUCAUCAACGUUGGCGAUCCAAACGAUAUUGCUAUCAAGGACCAAGAAAGAAAAAGACGAGCUGAACUUCACAAACAGAAAGUGCACGAGGAGGAUCACGAGAAAAAUGAACUUCGUAGAUUACGACAACAGUUCGGUAGUGGACAGGAAGGAGAUCGAAUGGCACAGACAUUACUCAAGCUACAACGAGCGUACCAAGAGGGGCUGCAGCUGACCAAUCGUAGAGGAACACAUUUUGAUAUCAGCCAUGGGGACGAUGACUACUGAUGGAGAGCUCCUCCUAGAACACCUUAAUUCCUCAAUAACUAGAAUUGCAAGAGAUUUUGAAAUUUGACUCAACUUCUUCAUUUGAAAAAUACACCACAGAAUACUAAUGGAUAUAGGUUAUUAUUUUUUUUGGGAUAUAUUUUAAAAAGUGAUAUAUGUUUACUUAAAAUCUUAAAGAAUGUAGUAAAUAAACACUUAUUUAAUUUGUAAAUUAUUUCAAUGCAUAUCGAUUUUUUUUGGAUAUAUUCUAAAAUGUGAUAUAAUUUGUUUACUAAUCCAAAGAAUGAAAUAAAUGAACAAUUAACUUUUUUUAAUUUGUAAUAUUUCAAUGCAUAUAGAAUUUUUUAAAAAUAUAUUCUUAAAAGUGAUAUACUUACAUGCAUACUUACUAAUCCCAAAGAAUGAAAUAAAUGGACACUUAAUUAACUUUUUUUAUUUAAUAUAUUAAGUAUACAAACACUUUACAUAUAUUUUUCUAAUAAUGUUGAAGUAAUUGGGUAUGAAAACAGAGCAAAUCCAAAUAUUGAUAGUGAGAGUAUGGUGAAUUUUUUUAAUAAGAUUUUUGAUUUUGCUAGUUUAUGUUGAUGUUACAAGUUUUUUGUUGUAUUAUAUAAUGAGCUGACUUUGUGCAAUGAAAAGUAUUAAACUGAUGAUGUGAAACAGACACUGUAAUGAAGGACUUACGGAUAUCUAGAUUGCAGACAAUUACUAAUCAGUGCAAAAUUUUCUUUGAAUUACAAUGCAUCUGAGAAAUAUAUGCCUUUUUACUUAUGGUAAUUAAAUUUUACAAAGUGUCUACAUUGGAGGAAGUUUGCAAAUGGAAAAUAAAUAUUAACUAGAAAAUGCAGCGAAAAUUGCCAACUGUGCUUUUGUAACAGUGUUUUUGACAGACUUUGUAUAUUACGAACAUGUAUUCUGUAUUAUAUGCAUAUGUAAUCAUUGUGUAUGUGUAUUUGACUGAUAUUGCACCGAGAAUCAAACCUCUAGAAUAUACAAAAUACAAUUUUUGUGUUUUACAUUUUUUUUUUUUUUUUUUUUACAAAUUUUGUAGCAACUAUGACCAGUAAACUUUGUUGAAUGCAGCUGAUAUUGAGGGAAUGUUUAUUUCACUUCUGCUAGUGAUAAUGAUUGCUUGGUUUUGUUUUUCUUUGGCAUGAUCAUUGCAAAUUUUAGAUUACAGCGACACAUUCAGGAAGGAACCUACUGCUGCCCUUGAACAUGUGUAUCAAAUAUCAUAGAAAAUGAGAAGCUAAAAUCACUCAUAACAUUCACAGCUUUAUCUACAAUGUGUUUACAAGAUUGUCAUAGUAUUUUAUUUAUGAAAUAUGUUACCUAUAUUGUAUUAAAAUAUGUGCAUAUUAAA